AGCAUCCUGAACCAGGACUUCCCCGAUGAGGAGGAAGACGAUUUCAACCCAGCGCCUCAGGACGACAGUGACAAUGAAGACGACUCAAAGCCUGCAGUUGGAGACGAUGACGAAGAGCCCGCGCGAGGCCGGUCGCGAGCCCGAAGCGCGCCUGGAAAGUAUGAAGAUGAGAUGAAGGAGGAAGGAGACGAGGUUAAUGGCGACGACGAGGGCCAAGACGCACAUGACGACGAAGAGGACGAGGAAGACGAAGAAGAAGAUGAUGAAGACGAGGAUGAUGACAUUGGUCGACCAGCGAAGCGACGAAGGCAGAGGCGAAAUCAGUUCAUUGACGUCGAAGCCGAAGUCGACGAGGACGAUGAGGAAGAGCCGGAGGAGGAAGAUGAUCUUCCUGGGGAAGAGAUGCACCCGGAUGACCUUCAGGAAUUGCCACCGGGGGCGGACAAGGACGACCGCGCACACAGAGAGCUCGACAGAAGGCGAGAGCAGGAGGAAGCUAUGGACGUCGAGGAGACCGCCGCCCGGCUGAAGGAGCGAUAUGGCAGGCAACAACGUGCCACUGGCUCUGCAUCGGGCGUCAUCCCUCAACGCUUGCUUAUGCCUUCUGCGGACGAUCCCCGCAUCUUCGCUAUGCGAUGCAGACCAGGCAAGGAGCGCGAGAUCAUAUUCGCCAUUCAAAACCGGAUAGUCGAGCGACAGAGAUCGCGCGAGCCUUGUCAGAUCUUCUCUGCCUUUGAGCGCUCGGGCACUGUCGCCAUGGCUGGUAGAAUCUACGUUGAAGCACGACUCGCGGAUCAUGUCACGGCUGCACUCGAUGGUAUCACUAAUGUUUUCAUGGGUACCAAGCCUUUCAUGAUUCCGGUCGAAGAGAUGCCAGACUUGCUCAAGGUGAAGAAGAGUAAAGAACUUCAGCCUGGCAUGUACUGCCGACCCAAACGUGGACUCUACUCUGGCGAUCUCGCGAUGAUUGAAGAAGUAGAGGCAAACGGCACAGAAGUACAGCUCAAGCUUAUUCCUCGUCUGGACUAUGGCCUCACAGAAGAUGCAAAUGCCAUGGCAGCCGGCGCACUGGAGCCUGACGGUCAGGGCGGUAUGAAGCGCAAGCGAGUCCCCCCGCAAUUCAAGCAACGACCACCUGCGCGACUCUUCAGCGAAAAUGAUGCCAAGAAGAAGCACAGCAGGUAUCUUAGUCGUCCGGGUGGUAUUAUAACCAACAUAUGGACCUACCAGGGCAAGGAAUACGUGAACGGUUUUCUCGUUGAUACCUUCCGUAUUGCCCACUUGCAGACCGAGAACGUAAACCCAACACUUGAAGAGGUUACCAAAUUCGCUGCCAGCACCGAGGAUGGUACGGAGAAUCUCGACCUGGCUGCGCUCGCUCAGACAUUGAAGGCAAGUGCUGGUGCAGAUUACUUGCCUGGUGACAAGGUGGAGAUCUUCCGUGGUGAGCAGAAGGGCGUGACUGGUCGUGCCAGCGAAGUCUACAAUGACGUGAUCAAGAUCAAGGUAGACAGCGGAUCGUUGGCAGGCCAGGUUGUCGAAGCACCUAUUCGAGAUCUGCGCAAGAACUUCAAAGAGGGUGACCAUGUCAAGGUCAUAGGAGGCAGCAAAUACCAGGAAGAAGUCGGCAUGGUAGUCCGAAUCAAGGACGAUCGCGUCACCAUUCUCACCGACAGCAAUCAACAAGAGAUCAGCGUCUUUGCAAAGGACUUGCGCGAAGCCACGGAUAGUGGUGGUACUGUCGGCACGAGCCAGUACGAUCUCUUCGAUCUGGUGCAGCUAGACGCAUCUACCGUGGGCUGCGUUGUCAAGGUGGAUCGAGAAAGUCUGCGUAUUUUGGAUCAAUUGGGUGCAAUUCGCAACGCGUUGCCUUCCAGCAUAUCGAACAAGAUCGAGAAGCGCAGAGAAGGUGCACCUGCAGUCGAUCAACAAGGCAACGAGAUCAAGAACGAAGACAAGAUCAAGGAGUAUGGCGGUGAAGGUAGAGAGGGCAAGGUGUUGCACGUGCACCGAGGAUAUGUCUUUGCUCAGUCUAGGGAGCUGAGAGACAAUGCCGGUGUGUUCGUUGCACGUACCAACAACGUCCUGGUCAUGGCUGCCAAAGGUGGCCGCAUGGGAGGAGGUGUCGAUCUUACGAAGAUGAACACAGCACUCAAAGGACCAGGAGGCGCGGGAGGUGCAGGAAUGCCCCCACCAAUGCAGAAAGGUCGCGACAGGCUCAUUGGCCAGACUGUUCGAAUCAAAGUCGGCAACUACAAGGCUCACAAGGGUAUUGUGAAAGAGACAGAUGCCCACGGCGCCCUCGUCGAGAUUCAUGGCAAGACUAAGAAGCUCAACUUUCCAAAGGAGAAGCUGGCCGUGAUCCAUCCCACGACUGGCGAGAAGAUUUGCGAAGAUGCCAGCACAUUUGGCACGGGACGCGGUGCUGGUCCACCUGGUCGUCCUCCGCCAUCGGGCAUGCCGCCUGGAAGAGUUCCGACGUACGGCGUUCCACCAAUGGCCACUGGAGGUCGGACACCAGCUUACGCCAUGGGAGAUGGAGGCCGAACUCCAGUAGGACGAACGCCAGCUUGGCAAGGAUCUGGUGGUCAGACUGCCUACGGUGGAGGAGGCAUGACUUCGUAUGGUGGUCAAACUAGCUACGGCGGUGCGACCUCAUACGGCGGUGGAUCCGCUUGGGGUGGUGGAGGUGGUGCUGCGUCGACCUGGAACCCCAAUGCUGGCGGUGGCAGAACUCCAGCAUACAUUGCCAAUAGCGGCAGCAAGACACCUGCAUAUGGCGGCCUUGAAGCUCCCACCCCAGGAGCUGACUAUUCUGCUCCAACACCAGGUGCAACCUACACGGACCAGCCUACUCCAGGCGCAUUCAGAGGCGGUCAAUAUCAGACACCUGCGAAUUGCGCUACACCUGGUGGCUUCCCGGAAACACCUGCACCAUAUUCUGCGGAGACGCCUGCA
Pseudocercospora fijiensis CIRAD86 is the source of this 2958-nucleotide messenger RNA. RefSeq lists its product as uncharacterized. Gene Ontology annotation, cellular component: DSIF complex. The annotation marks the transcript as partial. Gene Ontology annotation, biological process: regulation of DNA-templated transcription elongation; transcription elongation by RNA polymerase II; transcription elongation-coupled chromatin remodeling. The record is from RefSeq and is a predicted model, not a curated record. Lineage: Eukaryota; Fungi; Ascomycota; Dothideomycetes; Mycosphaerellales; Mycosphaerellaceae. The transcript has 2 exons. Gene Ontology annotation, molecular function: mRNA binding.